AUGACUUCAAACAAUCAAUUAGCAUUUGCAUGCGUAUGCGCUUCAAACGUUAACAGAUCUAUGGAAGGCCAUAGAGUUCUAAAAGAAGCAGGAUUUAAUGUUUCAUCCUAUGGAACAAAUGAUUACGUCAAAAUGCCUGGUGCUUCAAAUGUUCCACUCCAAUUCGAUUUCGGUGCGACUUAUAAAGAAAUUCUUUCUAAAAUGGAAUCUGAAAAUAAUCAAUAUUAUGAAGAACAAGGUUUAAUCAAAAUGCUUCGUGACGAUGCAAAUACAAAAGAGAAACCAGAAAGAUGGUCAAGUACUUUCAACCCCGCUACACUUAAAUAUUUUGAUGUUAUUUUUACUUAUGAUAAUAAUGUUAUGGAUAGAGUUCUUAACGAAUUUAGAGAAAACGGUAAUAGAACAUUCCAAAUAUCACAUGUUGUUAACAUUCAAACACCCGAUUCUCGUGACAAUGCCAUAUUAUCUAGACAAUAUACCUUACGCUUGGCCCAAAUGCUUUCAGCAGCAACAGAUUUAACAGAGAAUCUCGAAUCUAUUGUAGAUCAAUUUAAUAUGGAAAAUGGCAAUCCAAAAGACUCUUUUGUAGCAUCUUUUCAUAUUGUUUCUUAUUAA
Messenger RNA from Trichomonas vaginalis G3, 615 nucleotides. Its product is annotated as RNA polymerase II subunit A C-terminal domain phosphatase family. Gene Ontology annotation, cellular component: nucleus; mRNA cleavage and polyadenylation specificity factor complex. The record is from RefSeq and is a predicted model, not a curated record. The transcript has a single exon. Gene Ontology annotation, biological process: termination of RNA polymerase II transcription. Lineage: Eukaryota; Parabasalia; Trichomonadida; Trichomonadidae. Gene Ontology annotation, molecular function: RNA polymerase II CTD heptapeptide repeat phosphatase activity. The coding region runs from base 1 to 615 and encodes 204 amino acids.